Messenger RNA from Vitis riparia (riverbank grape), 597 nucleotides. Its product is annotated as proline-rich receptor-like protein kinase PERK1. Lineage: Eukaryota; Viridiplantae; Streptophyta; Magnoliopsida; Vitales; Vitaceae. The record is from RefSeq and is a predicted model, not a curated record. The coding region runs from base 1 to 597 and encodes 198 amino acids. The transcript is spliced from 3 exons.
AUGACAGUUGGAGUUCCAAUGACUUCUAAUGCUGGUAUAAAAAGGAGCCACAACACCGACAGGAGGACUCUUGGGCGUUUUCUUGAAUUCUGCAUUGAAAAGUCCACUACCGUUGAAGCUUGCUGGUUCGUCAGAAAAGUUCAUCAUUGCCGGAGUAGUUCGCCACCAUUGAAGCCCACUGUGGAGUUCGUUGUUGCCAUAGAUCUGCCAGAGUCGUCGCCUGCUCUGGCGCCUGAAAGCAAUGCCGACGAUGUUACUCCAUCGCCAUAUGCAUUGUCUCCACCAUUUUCGCCAACCGCUCAUUCGCCAUCUCCAUAUUUUAGAUCGCCGUCGACGUCACCACUGGCAUUGGAAUCUUCUCCGUUGCCUUUGCUUGACUCAUUUCCAGUGCCAACGCCCUCUCCUACACCCUCUUUGUUUAAUGCUAGGAAUGUUCGGCACACGAGUACUGAGAACAUAGCUGGAGAUAAGAGAGAGUCAUCCAGUGGACUCAAAGGUGGACGGAAGGCUGAGUUAGCACUUGGAGUCAUCACCAAUGUUGCUAUGCUGGGAUUAGUCUGUUUGGUGUAUAAGAAAUGGAAAGGCAACAUCCAAUGA